AUGAAUUGUACAGAAGAAUUUCAAAGAAAAAAUUAUUCUGGUACAACAUUAAAUUAUGCGAUGGAUGAUGAUGCUGGUUCAUGGUGGUGGUGGACAAAUAUUAUUGGUACAUUAUGUUUUGGUGGAAUUGGUUUAAUUGGUAAUACAAUCUGUUUUUUGGUUGUAUGUCGUUUUGCAUUACCACAACAUUCAUUUGUUCAAUAUCUUCGUGCAUUAGCAAUAUUCGAUUUUUUUUCGUUAUUAUUCGAAUGUUUUCAAUCAUUAAAUAGUUUACUUGUUUAUUUAUUUUCAAUAAAUAUUUUACAUUUUCGUUCAUCAAUAAUUUGUAAAAUUUAUGAAUAUUCAAAUCAUGUUUGUAUUUUACUUGCUUGUUGGACAAUUGUUGGUUUAACAUUUGAUCGUUUAAUCCUUUUAUGUGAUCCCUGGUCAAAACAAUGUCCAAAUUUAUCACGUAAAAUAUGUAAUUUACAAUGCGCAAAAAAAAUUAUAUUUUUUCUUAUUUUUCUUGCAUUAAUUAUAAAUCUUCCACAUUUAAUAUAUCAACAAUGGGUUUGUAGACAAUCUGGUUAUCGAUUUAGUGCAGCUUUCAAUGCAAAAAA
Molecule: messenger RNA, 599 nt
Organism: Adineta steineri
Lineage: Eukaryota; Metazoa; Rotifera; Eurotatoria; Adinetida; Adinetidae
Source: the annotation of a GenBank genome assembly